Molecule: messenger RNA, 2121 nt
Organism: Paracoccidioides lutzii Pb01
Product: glycerol-3-phosphate dehydrogenase
Exons: 4
Coding region: 1-2121 (706 amino acids)
Biological process (GO): glycerol-3-phosphate metabolic process
Cellular component (GO): mitochondrion; glycerol-3-phosphate dehydrogenase (FAD) complex
Molecular function (GO): glycerol-3-phosphate dehydrogenase (quinone) activity
Source: RefSeq, a predicted model, not a curated record
AUGAUUAGUCCACGGUCACGCCGGAUCCUGAAGCCACUAUUUUAUACAAUUGCUGUUGUAGCCGGAGGAGGAGGUAUCCUAUAUUUUUCAUACCGACCACGCAAUCUACCCGGGUCAGACCCAGCGGCGGUCCCACCACCAUCCUAUAGUGAUGGAGGACAGCUAGUACCCCCGAGUUUUCCACAUGUCAAAAGUCGCGUUGAACAGAUUCAGGACUUGAAACGAAGUUCACAGACAAACGCCACAAAGUUGCUUUCUGGAGAAUGGGCAAAAUAUUCAAGCUCCCAGAGCUCCAACGCACCAGAUGAAAACGAGCCUUACGAUUUACUUGUCAUUGGGGGCGGGGCAACUGGCUCUGGCAUAGCUCUGGAUGCCGCUUCGCGUGGUUUAAAGGUAGCUCUAAUUGAGCGUGACGAUUUCAGUGCUGGAACGAGUAGCAAGAGUACGAAAUUAGUCCACGGCGGUGUUCGUUAUCUGGAAAAAGCAGUUUGGCAAUUGGACUACAAUCAAUAUGCUCUCGUUAAAGAAGCCCUACGGGAACGCAAGUAUUUCCUCCAUACUGCCCCUCAUCUCUCAAUGUGGCUCCCAAUUAUGCUCCCAGUGCAAAAGUGGCGGCAAUUACCGUAUUUCUGGGCCGGAACUAAAUUCUAUGAUCUACUUGCUGGAUCUGAGGGUAUUGAGAGUUCUUACUUCCUCAACAAAAGCAAAGCUCUGGAUGCUUUCCCUAUGUUGAAAAAGGAUAACCUUGUCGGAGCUUUGGUUUACUAUGAUGGUGCUCACAACGAUUCUCGAAUGAAUGUUUCCCUGGCAGUAACCGCUGCUCUAUAUGGUGCUACUGUUGUGAACCACAUGGAAGUAACAGGACUAACUAAGGAUGAGUCAGGAAAGCUCAGUGGAGCAAUUGCCAAAGACUUGAUUCCAGGGAAAAGCGGACACGAUGCGAAAGAAGUAACCGUCAGGGCUAAGGGGAUAAUCAAUGCCACAGGUCCAUUCACAGAUUCCAUUAGGAAGAUGGAUGAUCAAAGUGCGAUGGACAUAGUUGCUCCAAGCUCUGGAGUUCAUGUUGUUCUCCCGGGAUACUAUAGCCCUGCUAAGAUGGGUCUCAUCGACCCUGCAACCUCAGACGGGCGUGUCAUUUUCUUUCUUCCAUGGCAGGGAAACACAAUUGCAGGAACAACUGAUAGCCCCUCUGCAAUCUCUCCCCAACCAAUACCGUCUGAAUCUGACAUAAACUGGAUUCUAAAUGAAAUUCGGGGAUAUCUUGCCCCGGACAUCAAUGUGAGACGUGGAGACGUUCUUGCAGCAUGGUCUGGAAUCCGGCCUCUCGUGCGAGACCCCGCAGCUAAGAAUACAGAGUCUCUGGUUCGCAAUCACCUCAUAACAGUGUCCAAAUCUGGUCUUCUGACCUGUGCUGGUGGGAAGUGGACAACCUAUCGCCAAAUGGCCGAGGAAGCUGUUGACGAAGCUAUCAAAGUGUUCCAUUUACAACCAUGGCCCAACAAAAAGGUUCCAGACAUUAGCGGAAGAGGCCUUUUUGAUGACGGAGCUGCCCUUGACGGUUCUUGCCAGACCCAUCAGAUUCGCUUGGUUGGCGCUCAUGGCUAUUCGAAAACUCUCUUCAUUAACCUCAUCCAAUACUUCGGAUUAGCAACAGACGUUGCUAAAUAUAUCGCCCAGGCUUACGGUGAUCGCGCGUGGGAGGUCGCUGCCAUGUCAUCGCCCACAAAUACUCGAUUCCCAGUGCGUGGAAUCCGCAUUUCGUCGCCAUACCCAUUUAUCGAUGGAGAGGUCCGUUAUGCUACCCGGGUUGAAUAUGCACAAACAGCAGUGGACGUUUUGGCACGGAGGACUAGACUGGCAUUCUUAAACGCACAAGCUUCUCUUGAAGCUCUCCCAACCAUUAUUGACCUCAUGGCAGAGGAGCUGAACUGGGAUAGCAAGCGGAAAAAUGUUGAAUGGACCGAAACAGUAAAAUUCUUGUUGUCGAUGGGGCUCCCUAAGUCUCGUCUGGGUAUUACGCGAGAAGAUGUUGAAAGUGGAAAGGCAAAAUUCGAUGAAGUUGAACGGAAGCUCUACACGAGACAUGAAGGGCCUACAGACUUUCCCAGUCCCCCUGCUUAG